AGACAUUUGGCUUGUGAGCUCGCGGUCCGUUUCCCGCGACCGCUGUCGACAGCGCUCCCUGCGCCGUCUCAGGAUGGCCGUGCCCCCGCAGAUGGUUCGGCGCCAGCGCCCUCGCGUGGAGCCCGGGGUAGGCGCUCCAACGCGGGUGAGCGAGCAAGUGCCAGAAACCACGGGGCCAGUGUCACCUACCCACAUGGUCUCGGACCUCACCGCGACCUCCGUGCCGGACAUGGUGCUGCGUCUGCUGAAGUUCUACACUCCCUGGAAGUCGGCGAAGGGCACCAAGGGCAUCCGCAAGGUGAAGUGCAUCGACGCCGACGGGAAGGAGAUAGCGCUCAAGUCGUUCGACUCGAAGGCCGUUUCAGUGUUUUCCUGGGGACAAGAGGGCGACAACAUUCUCGUCAACGGUUUGGAGGCGUCGAAGUGGGGCGACGAGAUUGAUCUGAUCGUUCGGGCCGACUCGAACAUCAAGCGGGUGCGGCCGGAGCACAUGAAUGGUUGCCGCGAGCCGGCGCAAGACACCUUCGUGGUGGACGCGCUGGGGGACGGGGCAGCAGACGGGGAGCUGGUGAACGUCUUCGGCAAGAUCGUGUCGUGCACUCCUGUUGGGGCCACCGACCAGGAGAAGCCGCGGCGCCUGAUGUCCAUCGUGCUGGAGGACGAUGCCGGGCGCGGCCGCAUUCGGCUCUGGGACGAGGUGGCGGACUCUGCAACGAAGCUGGUGAAGGUCGGCAAUCACUUCCUCGUGCGCGGGGUGAGGGGCAAGAACGGCGUGUACCACGGUUUCCCCGGCACCGCCAUCGCGUGCGCCGCGCCGCCGGGGUGGGCACUGGACAGCGCUGCGGCGAUCCCAGGCGCCGAAGGGGGGUCAGGCGGCCAGAGCAGCAGGAGCGGCGGGCCGCACGAACCUGUGCCGGCGCCGCAGCAGCCCGCGGGGCCGGAGCUUCCGCCAUCGGAGGUGCGCGCUGUGGCGGCAAUCCGAGAGCAGAUUGCCAUUGUGCAGGGGCGCAUUCCGCACACGCCCGUGGCCGAGCUCCCGACGCUCAUCGGGACUCUGACGGCGUUGUACCAGGACUUGGAGAAUGCGGGCAGCACGCCGGCGAUUCCAGGCGCGCCAGCCGCAGGCGCGGCGGCGGGGCUCCCUGCCGGAACACCCCCCUCCGGCCCAGCAGCCGUCGCAGCUGACAACGCGCGUGCUGAGGGGCGGGCGCCAGAGCCGCGCGGAGACGAAGACGCGGGAGGUGAUCGUUCCGCCGCGGUGGGAGGGCCGCCCGUCGACUCGGCGCCCAGUGCAGCGCCCGCGGAGGAACCGGCGUCCCCGGCUGACGCAUCGGAGGAUCCAGGCGGGGUCGGCGGCCGCGUGUCCGGUGGCGGGGUCGAAGAUGCAGUUCGCGCGGAGGACGAGUGAAGCGCGUAAGCUUUCUGGGACAGGCGGGACA
This is a messenger RNA of Prorocentrum cordatum, 1439 nucleotides long. Lineage: Eukaryota; Dinophyceae; Prorocentrales; Prorocentraceae. The record is from the annotation of a GenBank genome assembly.